AACGCGAGCGGAAGGCUAGCCGAAGGCGGCUGUAGUUUUCCCAGAUCAACUUUCCCGACAAUACCGUGCGCCUCCCGCUUUGGGAGAACUACAUGCCCCAGCCUGCUCCACGAAGGGAAGAAGUCAGGCGGCCCCGCUUCGUGCUAAUGCUCGCGAUGGUUGAGUUCCCCUCCUCACGCCUGCCUAGGAGAAGUUCGCAGUCUGGGAGGUGGGGCAGGAGGCAGCCGUUUCACUCGGGUCAGGGCGGAGCUGAAGCGACGGCGGAGGCGGAAGCAACGGUCGGUAGGGUGGGGAAGGGGGCUGGCCCCAGGAGGAGGAAGCCCUUCAAAGAAAACAGCAACAAGCUGAGCUGCUGUGACUGAGGGGAACAAGAUGGCGGCGCCGAAGGGGAGCCUCUGGGUCAGGACCCAACUGGGGCUCCCGCCGUUGCUGCUGCUGACCAUGGCCCUGGCCGGAGGUUCGGGGACCGCUUCGGCUGAAGCAUUUGACUCCGUCUUGGGUGAUACGGCGUCUUGCCACCGGGCCUGUCAGUUGACCUACCCCUUGCACACCUACCCUAAGGAAGAGGAGUUGUACGCAUGUCAGAGAGGUUGCAGGCUGUUUUCAAUUUGUCAGUUUGUGGAUGACGGAACCGACUUAAAUCGAACCAAAUUGGAAUGUGAAUCUGCAUGUACAGAAGCAUAUUCCCAAUCUGAUGAACAAUAUGCUUGCCAUCUUGGUUGCCAGAAUCAGCUGCCAUUUGCUGAACUGAGACAAGAACAACUUAUGUCCCUGAUGCCAAAAAUGCAUCUACUCUUUCCUCUAACUCUGGUGAGGUCAUUCUGGAGUGACAUGAUGGACUCUGCACAGAGCUUCAUAACCUCUUCAUGGACUUUUUAUCUUCAAGCUGAUGAUGGAAAAAUAGUUAUAUUCCAGUCUAAGCCAGAAAUUCAGUAUGCACCACAUUUGGACCAAGAGCCUACAAAUUUGAGAGAAUCGUCUCUAAGCAAAAUGUCCUCAGAUCUGCAAAUGAGAAAUUCACAAGCACACAGGAAUUUCCUUGAAGAUGGAGAAAGUGAUGGCUUUUUAAGAUGCCUCUCUCUUAAUUCUGGGUGGAUUUUAACUACAACUCUUGUCCUCUCGGUGAUGGUGUUGCUUUGGAUUUGUUGUGCAACUGUUGCUACAGCUGUGGAGCAGUAUGUUCCCUCUGAGACAGAGUUUUGCUCUUGUUACCCAGGCUGGAGUGCAAUGGCACGAUCUCGGCUCACCACAACCUCCGCCUCCUGGGUUCAGGCAAUUCUCCUGCCUUAGCUUCCCGAGUAGAUGGGAUUACAGGUAUGCACCACCAUGCCCAGCUAAUUUAUUUUGUAUUUUUAGUAGAGACGGGGUUUCACCUUGUUGACCAGGAUGGUCUCGAUCUCUUGACCUCGUGAUCCACCCACCUCAGCCGCCCAAAGUGCUGGGAUCAUAGGCGUGAGCCACCACGUCCGGCCCAACUGUAAUACAUCUUAAUGUCUCAUUUCUACUGGUGACAAAGUCACAGGUACUCGGAUCCUACUGUGGACUGUUUCCUAUAUUCAUAAUUGAAGGAAAUGUUAUAUUUCAGUUAGAAGUUGGUGAAAAGAAAGAUUUAAAAUUUUUCCUAUUCAAGUUCACCAAACCCCUGGUUUAGAGGUUGUCUUAAUUUUACUUUUAUCAUUUUAAGAGUAAAUGAUUUUGUUUUCUUGUUCAAUUCUAAAUUAUUUGGGCUUAUUUUACUGCCUCUUGUCUGCUUUUUAUGCUCAAAUUGUUUUUGCAGUGUUAGAACUGCAAUAAUUGAAGACUUGGGUGGAAAAAAAUAAGCACCCAAUUGAAAAUGAAAGGUUUCAACAGAAGCUCUUGAUAAUGUUACCUCCAGGUGCACCAUCAUGCCACCAUUACUGGAGCUCCAAAUCUGUAAAUUUCUUUAUGCUUAAGUAUGUAAACUUUAAUAAAACUUGGAUCAUCUGCAUUAAACAAUAA
This is a messenger RNA of Callithrix jacchus (white-tufted-ear marmoset), 1980 nucleotides long. RefSeq names its product transmembrane protein 59 (gene TMEM59). The record is from RefSeq and is a predicted model, not a curated record. Gene Ontology annotation, cellular component: late endosome; lysosome. NCBI's taxonomy places the organism in Eukaryota, Metazoa, Chordata, Mammalia, Primates, Cebidae. Gene Ontology annotation, biological process: positive regulation of autophagy.